GCUAGGAAACUGGACCAUGAAAACAAAUACACCUGGGGAUAAUCUAUUUGUAACAAUUUCAGUAAAUCAUCCAAAACAUGGUGAAUAUUUCUCAGCUUCAUUGAUGGCCAAAAGAGUAUCAUCCUCCACACAUACUGAUCUAGAUUUAUUCUUUUGGCUAAGGCCUCACAAGAUUGCAUUAGGGAUAUAUUGGCAGGCUCUUAAGCUUUGGUGGAAGGGUGUUCCUUUCUUGCAACAUCCAAGGUACUACAAUCCUAGAUACAGAGAAGAGGCCAUACUAUCUGAUGAGAAGCUUCAAUGUUGUCCGGCGUUUGUAUUUGAGACACAGAACAAUCAACAGGCUGGAGAGCAUUGUUCCAAUCCUGCAGAUCACUCAACUUCAAGACAUCAUGGCUUCACUUGGAGGGAUGCAAAAUGGCCCUGGUGCUAAAAAGA
Messenger RNA from Solanum verrucosum, 435 nucleotides. RefSeq lists its product as uncharacterized. Lineage: Eukaryota; Viridiplantae; Streptophyta; Magnoliopsida; Solanales; Solanaceae. The transcript has 2 exons. The coding region runs from base 17 to 430 and encodes 137 amino acids. The record is from RefSeq and is a predicted model, not a curated record.